CAUGGAACGUGGAGAGAAGCAGCCCUCCAUGAAGUGCUAACAGACGUACAUCACAACCAAGAGGAGAAGACACAUGGAACAGGAUGGGGGCUUUAUUGGACUAAAACUUGUGUCCCCGUUCAUUGAUGAUCGUUGAGCUCUGCUCUGAUACCUUGCAUCAUCUUGCAUUUGGAAAAGCAGAUUUAUUACUCUGAUUCACCUUGCAGUCACAUUUUGGACCUUGGACACACUACAUCACAAUGGUCAGGUAAAACAUGACAUUUUGUGGCCGAAUCAAAAAUUGCCAAUUUGGGAACCACACACACAUUAGUCUUUAAUUAAGUUGGAAAUUUUCUCGUGCUCUAUUGACACCUGAAAAAAAGUAAGGAAUCUUUCUGAAAAUUAAGAGAAAUGUUGCCCCUGGAAAGUAACCAGGAAUGGAAAGGGGGCAAAACAAUGCACUGAAACUGAGGUCUUUCGCAGAAGUAAUAAUCAUAUUUUUUGUGAAUUUGUAAGUGAUAAACUUACCCAGACAACCAAAAUAUAAAUGGUAGAAAUAAAUUAUUAUAAUUAGUUACCUUUCCUAACAACUGAAAUCUUCAAUUUCCUCUAAAGCACCUUUUUUCCUUUGUGGAAAUCAAGCAAUAAUAAUUGCAACAACAAAGAUUUGUGCAUCACCUUUAUUUUUACUAAAAUAUUCCAUUCAAAGUUCCAAAAAUAUGCUGUCCAUCAAUCUCCUCGCUCUGCUCCUCGUCCUUACUACCAACACAUGGCUGCUAAACUCCAACCCACUGAACCGGUACAAACGUGGCUUGGCGCAGCGUGCAGACGAGGAGUUCUCCCGCCUCGCCGGUGAACCUUGCGCUGUCUCCGGCUCCCGGAGAGCCCUGCAGCAGCCGCGAUCCUUCUCCCCGGCUCAACACCGCCAUUCAGUGGCCAGUCCGAGGACCAACCGGCGACAGCUCCAUACUGCCACAAGCGCUCCUGUUGGUUGCGAAGGAAGGUGCAAGUUUGACACCCCGGUAGAGAAGGGAACUCGGGGUGCUUCACAACCGAGAAAGGAGCCUGAUACUUUGCCUGGAUAUUUUCACCAGCCUUGGAUCUUAUCACAACAAGACGAAAGUCAAAGUCAACCAUCACGGGGCUCCAGAUUUGAACGCAGCACCCACGAGGGAAACUCGAGCUCCCCUGGAAGUUCAGCUUCUCCAAAGCUACGGGUUCCUCAGAAAAUCCAACAAGAUGACAGCAUUAGAGCUUCCAGUGGUCUGGAGGACGGGAACGAGGACUUCACUGGAGAUGUUCAUCCUUCCACACGCCAGUCUGUCGGCAGCACAUCUUCAUGGGUCAAACCCCUGCCAACAGUGCCCCCCUCUUGGAUGACGACCCUGUACUUCACCGGGCGCCAGGAGCAGCUGAGAUUGAAGCCCCCUGCAGGUAUAGAGCUCCCCAGGGAGAAGUUUAGCUUGGAGCUAUGGCUGAACCCAGAAGGUGGGCAGAGCAACCCUGCAGUCAUUGCAGGUGUCUAUGACAACUGUUCCCAUUCACUGAGUGAGAAGGGCUGGUCAGUAGGAAUUCGCACCAUGGAUUCUGCAGGCACCAAAGAUGCACGGUUUUACUUCACGCUUCGCACAGACAGAGCCUUGAAAGCUACCACUGUUGUUAAUCACCAGCAGUACAGAGCCAAUGUUUGGACACACCUGAUCGUGACUUACAAUAGCCACAACAUGACCUUGUAUGUUGACGGGGCCAAGGUGGGAGAAAGCAAUUUCCAGUUGGGAAAUCUCUAUAGCCCCUUCAUGAAGUCUUGCAGAACCUUCAUCCUGGGCAGUAACCAACCAGAGCAGAGACAAGGCUUUAGAGGCCAAGUAGGAGGCAUAGUCUUGUGGGACUAUGCCCUAACUCAUGAAGACCUGCAGAUGCGACCUCUCCCAAAGACGGAGCCUCUUGUGGCUCUGUGGGCUGACUUUACAAAUGUGGAACAGAUGUGGACUCCUUACAAAGUUGGAUUUCAUCCAGCUGUCAUCACCACUCCAGUCCCCGAUUUAGAGCUUGUCUCCUCUUUUUUGCCACCACCCUGCGGUCUUACACCUUGUGACAACACUGACAUAAUUUCUGGCUACAACAAUUACUGGCCGCUCCGUUCACCCAAACACGUCCGCUACAGGAUUAUUAACCUCUCCAAUGAUGAUGGUGGAAACCCAACUGUGGUACAACCACAGAUUCACCUCCAACACCAGGCUUUGAUGGAUGCCUUUCGCCCUUACAAUAUCACCCUAGAGUUGACUGUACAUACAGUUCAAAACAGUAGCCUCCGGCAGCGUUUUAUUCUUAGCAACUGUCGAAUUGGGAAAAUUGGAAACCGCCAUUGUGAUCCAGAAUGUGACCACCCAAAGACAGGCCAUGAUGGAGGGGACUGCCUCAGGCUAGGGCCCUGUUACAAUUGGAAGAGACAGGAUGGAGUUUGUAACAUGGAAUGUAACAGUAUACAUUAUGACUAUGAUGAUGGAGACUGCUGUGACCCAGAAGUGACAGAUGUUCUCAAGACCUGUUUUGAUCCAGAGUCACCCAAUAGGGCUUAUAUGAGUGUGAAAGAGCUUAAAGAGGAGCUUCACCUGAGUGGCAGCGAGACCCUUAAUGUUUUCUUUGCCAGCAACUCUGUACGAGAAGAGCUGGCAGGAGCUGCAACUUGGCCAUGGGCAAAGGAAGCACUUACGCAACAAGGUGGAAUGGUCUUGAAUCCAUCCUACUUUGGCACACGUGGACACCACAACACUAUGAUCCAUGAAAUGGGCCACAUAUUUGGACUGUACCAUGUCUUCAAGGGAGUGAGCGAACGAGACUCCUGCGAUGACCCGUGUCAGGAAACCACCCCAUCCAUGGAAACCGGAGAUCUGUGUGCUGACACUGCGCCAACACCCAAAUCCAAAGCUUGCCAUGAUCCCGGACCUGUUAAUGAUACAUGUGGCAUCACCACGUAUCAGGACACCCCUUAUAGUAAUUAUAUGAGUUACACUGAUGACAACUGCACCAAUCAUUUUACUCCCAAUCAAGUAGCCAGGAUGCACUGUUAUCUUGACUUGGUCUAUCAGAACUGGUUGACAGAACGUCGACCUGCUGCCGUACCUCUCCCAGCAAUGGUGACUGACCAGAGUCAAGAUUCAGUCUCAAUUUUUUGGGUUGCACCAUUAACUGGGCCACUCUAUGACAGCUCCCCCUCCCAUGUGGCUGCCAUCAACUGUGGGGAGUGUGAUAAAAAUGGUGUUUUCCACCAAUAUGCCUAUGAGGCAGCUUCACCUCGCAUCUGUGACACGUCUGGCUAUUGGGCACCUGAUGAGGCUAUUGGCCCACCUGAUGUUGAGCAGUCAUGUGAGCCGAGUCUCCAAGCAUGGAGUCCUGAACUUAGCCUUUACGAUAGUAACGUGACAUCACCUUGUCCUGAAACGGAGGGCUGUACCCUUACACUAAAAUUUCGCUACCCCGUUGUUCCACACACUCUUACCCUCUGGAUAACAUAUGUCUCAGCAAAUAAUCCUGCUAUUGCGGACAUAGAGCUGAUAACAGACACUGGUAAAACUAUGAACCUUGGACCACAGCACGUCUUCUGUGACAUGCUCUUCACCCUGCGCCUCGAUACCAACAAUGUUGCCAUCAGUGCCAUAAAGCUCUGCACCUUUGAUGAGAAGAUGGAGAUUGAUGCCGCAAUGUUGUCUUCUGGCCCCGGUAGUCAUCUCUGCUCUGGCUGUCAACCUUUGCUGUAUCGGAUUCACCGGCAGCCAGCCUUCACCAGCAAAUUGCCAUUACCUCAGACCCAGCAGACGUUCACGGACAGUACUGUAAAAAGGGGACAAAGGUAUGAGUACACGAUCCAAGUGGAGAUUGGAGGUCUUCUCAGCAAUUCCUCCCCAUCUCUUUUUUACACUCAUGGGCAGCCCUACUGCGGCGAUGGUGUCCUUCAAGGGGCAGAAGAAUGUGACGAUGAUAAUCUGCUAGAUAGCGAUGGCUGCUCUAAGAAGUGUUCCACGGAAAAGGGCUUCAACUGCAUUGGUGAACCCAGCCAAUGUUAUGUUUUUGAUGGGGAUGGCGUGUGCGAAGAGUUUGAACGUGUUUCCAGCGUUCAGGACUGUGGUUAUUUUACACCUUUGGGUUACACAGACCAGUGGGCAUCUACUGCUACUGCUUCUCAUCAGGACCCUGACCACUGUCCUGCUCACGCAGCCACUGGCGAACCAUCAUUUAAAAAACUCUGUAGGUACCAGUACAUGGAUGUGAGUGAAAAACAGCCCACUGAUGCAUGGUUCCCUUGCACAGCUCAUUCUGACACAAGUAAUGACCUGGAACAUCCAUUUUGGCUGAAGGUAGGAUUUGCCCAUUCCGGAGUGGCAGCUUCUGUCAUGGUGUAUCUGGCUUCAGAUGGGUCAUGGAGCGGGGAACACUGUCAGAGGACUGUUACAAUCCUGCUUUCUGAUACAAUUGGAAAUAAUCAUUCAUUAGGAACGCAUAACCUCUCAUGCCAUCGGAACCCAUUGGUGGUUAACGUGACCCAUGACCUCUCUCAACCUUUCUACCUCACCUCAUCUGUUAUCCUCUUCUUCUCCUCCUCAUCUGUGGCAAUCGGGGGCAUAGCCCUAAGGACGUCCUGCCACUUCAGCACCUUCGCCGUGACUGGCUGUUUGAGACAGACAUGUCAAAUGGACAGCUGCAGCCCGCCCCAGAUAGAACAUGCCUCUGUCAGGUGUAUUGGAGGUGGGCAGUCGUCUCACUGCACUGUUCAGUGUCACUUUGGUUUUAGCGUCACUGUCCUUAACGGGAGGGAAAUUCCACCACACCAGAGACAAACAGAGACGAAAUGUUUUCAUGGUUUAUGGAAUCGCGCAGUUAGCUGCCAACCUCUCGACUGUGGCCUGCCUGAUCAGUCUCAUGUGUACCAUGCCAUAUUCAGUUGUCCCUUGGGAACGACCUAUGGAAAAGAAUGCUCCUUUACUUGUGGCUCACCGGCAAUACUUCAAGGAGACAAUGACAGGUUGGUAUGUUUGGAGGAUGGUUUGUGGUCUUUUCCAGAGGCUUAUUGUAAGAUCGAGUGCACGGAGGCUCCAAACAUCCCCAACGCCAAGCUGCUAACAGCAGAGUGCCUGUCCUCAAGCCAUGAUGUUGGCUCCACCUGCCGUUUCAAAUGCAACCCAGGCUUCUAUGUAUUGGGAAGCCUAAAAAAGAAGGCACCAAGGAAAUACUUCCAGACUGAGUGCCUAGAGGAAGGGCAGUGGAAGGAUACCUCAUGUGAGCCCAUAUCUUGCCCAGCCUUACCUGGUGUUUUCCAGGGCAUGUAUGAGUGCACCAAUGGCCUCUACUAUGACACGCUCUGUACGCUGCAGUGUCCAGACGCGAGCGAAAAUAUUGUAAUUCGCUGCACUAAAGAUGGUGAAUGGACAGCACACUUUACCAUGUGUUCCACACUCCAAAGAUCUUGCUCUGCUCCAUCUGAUCUAAAUUCUGUAACGUAUAGCUGUAAUGGGGGCAUGGAAAUUGGAGCUGUUUGCUACCCAACAUGCAUUUUGACCCUUCAUGACCCAGUGGUUCUGCCCAAUGGCUCUACAGUUAGUUCUUUAAAACACUGGAUGCUUCCCAUCAAACUUCAGACCAUUGUCUGCACGGGGCUGAUGAAGUGGUACCCAGCCCCUGAAAACAUUCAUUGCAUUCAAUCAUGUGAGCCUUUUGGUGGGGAUGGUUGGUGCGACACGCUCAAUAAUCGGGCCUAUUGUCAGUAUGACGGAGGAGAUUGCUGUCCUUCUACACUAUCGUCCAGAAAGGUCAUUCAGUUUGGAGCAGACUGCAAUCAAGAUGAGUGCACAUGCCGUGAUCCGGAUGCCAGGGAAAAUAAGAGCAAAGGCAAGGACCCACAAGGGGGAGGAGGAAUCCCAUAAAAUAGAUGAGUGCAAGCAAGUCAAGCGGUGUAACAUAAGUCAAGCUGUCGAUAAUAUACACAACAAGCUCAAAUAUUACCUUAUCAUGUACUUUGCACGUGUUUUGAAGGCAAAGACGUUCUUUUCAAAAAGGUCAAUGAAAGUGGUUAGGCGCCUUUGCCUUUGCCGUCAAUAGGUAAAUAAAAAGAUUACAAGAUUAUAAUGAAAUGAUGGGAACUCAAAAUGGUGUAGUAUAGCUAUGUGGUGAAGCAAUUCACAUAAUACAAAGGACAUCUUCUGCUGCUACUAUGUAUCAUCUAACUAUCAGCAAUGGUCAGAAUGGUUUUAGCUCAUCCUAGGACUUGUAUUAAUGACUAUUAACCUUAGAAAUGUAAAUGGAUUUGUUAAGACAAAUGUGUAUUGACAUAAUCAAGACAUGUCUCAAAUACGUAUUUACCAACUGAUAUGUUGAAAUCAUCGAUGGUAACCGUAAGUAGUUUUGCAUUUCCACGAAAUUAAUAUCGACAAAUCAUUUUUGCAAGCUUUUAUUACUGUACAAAUGGAACUGUAAAGUUGAGCAUUAAACAAACUGUACAAUGUGAAAAGAACUGCUCUUAAACAUUGUGGAUUAUCUAUGUGACAAUUGGAGUUGGGAAAAUGAACCGUACAGUUCCACAUAAGAUAUCGAAGCAAAACACCCAACACUGUUGUAUUCAUGCAAGAAACAUACAAAAACUGAAAUCAUGUAUCCAAAUACUUAAUCCAAACUUGCAGAUAAGUGUAACCAUGUUCAGUAUUCUACAGUACUCUAUACACCUUAUUGAAUAAAUUGAAACAAUAUUUA
Messenger RNA from Syngnathus typhle (broad-nosed pipefish), 6720 nucleotides. RefSeq names its product pappalysin 2 (gene pappa2). Lineage: Eukaryota; Metazoa; Chordata; Actinopteri; Syngnathiformes; Syngnathidae. The transcript has 27 exons. Gene Ontology annotation, molecular function: metallopeptidase activity. The record is from RefSeq and is a predicted model, not a curated record. Bases 699 to 5897 code for a protein of 1732 amino acids.